AUGGAAGCAGUUAUCAACAACUCACCAGAAAUCAUCGUUAACAAACUGGAUAAUCCAGAAGUUAAUAUAUCGCCCAAUGCUAAGCAGUCUUUACCAUCUGAUCUUGACCAAAAUAGUUCAUUACUAAAUAGCUUUGAAUCACCCCGACCUUCUCACACUGGAAGAAAUUCUCAAUCUGAUCAUAUUUUAUUAGAUCAAGGAGAACCAUGAUGUGCUGUAAAUGAUCCUUCAUUACCCCCAGUAUCAGAGCUAGAACAUACAAUUUUUCAAUGCUUUUGCCAUUUUUGUAACUGUGGUAAGCAUAUUUGCCCAGGUGAUUACAAAUCUCUCAAUAGAAAUGCGUCAUCAAAAUUCCUUUCUGAGUAUCAGCGUAAUUAUGCUAAGCAUAAACUGCAGCCAAUACCAAGAUAUGAAGAACCAUCUUAUAUUAAAAAUAAUUUGCCUAUUGAUUUUACGACCACAAAUAGAAAAGAUUUUAAAGCGUAUUCUGUUGAUCCUCAGCCAAAGAAUAGAAGAGACAACAGUAGAGAAACUGACAAUCUAAAAUUUGUGGGGAGAAGCAAUUAUCAAGCUGAGUAUCCUAAUUGAGGAAAAGUUGAAUUUAUCAGGGCAAGUGCAUCUGUGUUACCUUAUAGAGGACAAGAAGUGAAAAUGGCCACAAUGUCUACUUAUGACUCGGAUUUCCGAGGAGAAAUAAACGGUUUCGAGAGCAUGCUAAAGCUAUCACCAAAUACUUUUAAAAAACAAGGGCUUUUCCCAAGUGUGAAUCCAUCAAUCAUAAAAUCUACUUCACAAAGAGAUUAUAAACCACUGCCAAGAAAAUAUGUUUAUAAACAUGAUUCAAAAUUCAAACAAAACUUUGAGCCAAAAAUAAGCUGGAAUGGACAGUUUAAUACAACUUACAGGCAAAGCUAUAUUGAAAAAUACAUGCCAAAACCUAAAAGAAAAAUCGAUUCUAUAAGGGAGAUUUCCUAA
Blepharisma stoltei is the source of this 975-nucleotide messenger RNA. NCBI's taxonomy places the organism in Eukaryota, Ciliophora, Heterotrichea, Heterotrichida, Blepharismidae. The record is from the annotation of a GenBank genome assembly.